Haemonchus placei is the source of this 357-nucleotide messenger RNA. The record is from the annotation of a GenBank genome assembly. Lineage: Eukaryota; Metazoa; Nematoda; Chromadorea; Rhabditida; Trichostrongylidae.
AUGGAGAGUCAACUCAUUGAUAAACUACAUACAAACUACGACAUACAUGCGUUGAACACUGAUCCCAUAUAUUCAGGGUUCCCUAGUGACAAAUCAAACAAGGCUCGAGAUUUCCAUGAGAACGUGCGUAGCACUUCAGUUGCAUUUUGUGACUUUGCACCCCAUAACAGAGAAAAUGAAGUAUGUGUGUUUCCAGAAACAUCCUUAUCUUAUCAGUUGAGUUUUCAGGGAUAUUCUUAAAAAAAUCUCACAUAUUUAUAAGGCUGACUCACCUGACAUGAUUGAACAGGAAAGUCGUGAAAUUGCUUAACACGGCAGAAAUGCUGUUACGGCUCGUCCUAUUCGCGCUCUGCUUGA